This is a messenger RNA of Schistocerca gregaria, 339 nucleotides long. RefSeq names its product protein lethal(2)essential for life-like. Bases 1 to 339 code for a protein of 112 amino acids. The record is from RefSeq and is a predicted model, not a curated record. NCBI's taxonomy places the organism in Eukaryota, Metazoa, Arthropoda, Insecta, Orthoptera, Acrididae. The transcript is spliced from 2 exons.
AUGCCUAGAUUUUACAAGACAUACCCAACACAGACAAUGCAAGGGCUGCUCAGACAUAAGACUACACUCGCUUUGCUACGGGGCACGGUGGAACAUCAGACAUUCAGAACACUAACAACAAUUUCAAGCAUAAAACCAGUGGUUGAUGUGGUUUUUGUUGAAGAACAGCAUGAGGAACAACAGGUUGAGAAGUGUUUUAUUUCCAAACAGUUCACUCGCUGCUACAUGAUACCCAAUCGCAUUGAACCAGAAGCGAUAACAUCAGGGCUGUCAGCUGACAGUUUUCUAAUCAUCGCAGCUCCUAGGAAACAACUGCCUUCAGCAAGCAUGUGUGAAUAG